CUAUGCUCGCACCUCCCCCUGCUCGCAUCGUGUCUCCUCCCCUCCGCCACCGCCUGCUCGUCAAACCGAGCCUCCUCCUCCGCGAAGCAGGGUUAGAGAGCGACUGUAGACCGGAGAAGAGAGCAACCUGAAGCUGGGUGGAGAAGCCAGGGCCGAGACCUCCCGGAGCACCGCAGCCGUGUGUUCUUCUUCUUCUUCUACUUCUCGCCAACAACUCGGCGGCCUAGCGACUCCCGCCCCCCUCCCUCCCUCCCUCCCAUCCUCCGCACCUCCUCACCGCCCGGAUUUCAUCAUCCGACCUGCAAGAUGGGAAAUGAAGCCAGUUACCCCCUGGAGAUGUGCUCGCAUUUCGAUGCCGAUGAGAUUAAGAGGCUAGGAAAGAGGUUUAAGAAACUCGACCUAGAUAACUCCGGCUCGCUCAGCGUGGAGGAGUUCAUGUCGCUGCCCGAGCUGCAGCAGAACCCGCUGGUGCAGAGGGUCAUCGACAUAUUCGACACGGACGGCAACGGAGAGGUGGACUUCAAAGAGUUCAUCGAGGGAGUCUCACAGUUCAGCGUCAAGGGAGACAAGGAACAGAAGCUUCGGUUCGCCUUCAGGAUCUACGACAUGGACAAGGACGGCUACAUCUCCAACGGCGAGCUCUUCCAGGUGCUGAAGAUGAUGGUGGGCAACAACCUGAAGGACACGCAGCUCCAGCAGAUCGUGGACAAGACCAUCAUCAACGCGGACCGCGACGGAGACGGCAGGAUAUCCUUCGAGGAGUUCUGCGCAGUGGUCGGCGGUCUCGAUAUACACAAAAAGAUGGUGGUGGACGUGUGAGCGCCCCCUCCUCCUCUCGCUUGCUGAACCUCAACCUCACUCCACCCAUCCUCCCUCGCUCCCCGACGCUCGCUUUCUCCACCGUCUCCGAACAUCUGCUCAAGACGUCCGGCCGAAACGCUCUCGCUCUCGCUCUCUCUCUCUCUCUCUCUCUCUCUCUCUCUCUCUCUCUCUCUCUCUCUCUCUCUCUCUCUCUCUCUCUCUCUCUCUCUCUCUCUCUCUCUCUCUCUCUCUCUCUCUCUCUCUCUCUCUCUCUGUGUGUGUGACUCAAUGGAAGUAUUCUCUCUUUCUCUCUCACACCCGCUCUCUCUUUUUUUCUCUUUCAAAAAUAACACCGGCCUGGCGAAGCCAAAAUUUGAAAGUGUUAUUGAACUGUAGAAUCCUCCCCAAUAACCCGGUCGUAGCACUUUAAAGACACCGAAGGAGAUCAGCGCGUCUCCGAUCUCUGGAUGAGGGAGGGGGAAGGGGGAGGCGGGUCGGCUUGUUCAUAUUUCAUCCUCUCUCCUUUUUCUUUUUUUGAUAUUUAUUUUUUGUUCUUGUCUUUUAUAAAGAAGAAAAAAACACAAGUAUACCUAUGGCUGUCUCGUGUUAACACUUGACUUUACAGCUACCGCUAGAGAAGUAGGGUAUGAAGUGCCAACCGGAACAUAUCCACAAACAAGUCAUUACCCAUCAUCCCUCCCUGCUGUCAAUCACGCCAGACAAAAGAGUCGCUUUAGAUGCAAAAAAACCCCAUUUCUUCUUUUUUUCUCUCCUCCGUUUUAGAUUUCACACACACACACACACACACACACACACACACACACACACACACACACACGAGCCGGUAAACUAUUAGACCAGAUGAAGCUUCCGAGUCGCUCUUAGCAGAAGUUAGGUUCGUUUUCUUUUUUGUAAUAAGAUUUGCUAUAGUUUUAUUUAUACUUAAAGAAUGUGUUUGUAUUGUUUUGGAGAUUAUUAUUAUUAUUGUUAUCAUCCUCGUUUUCCUCGUCACAAUAGAUUACAACAAAUGCCAAGAAAAUGUCUUUUCCAAAAAAAUAUAUAUAUUUGUGGCUGCGAAGCGAUCCACGGUUUACUCUCAAUUAAGUAUUUUUCUUCAUUUCUUUUUUUACGCGUUUAAACCCGUGUGAACUUCGAAAAACGUUGGCUUUGGGCAAAGCAGCCGGACGGAACUUGGUUGAAGAACUUGAGACAGUUUUAAGAGUGAGAUUUUACAUUGUUCGUGCGAGUACAUAGCAACAUAAGAGAGUUAUCUGCAGGCAGUGUAUUUUUUCCUUUUUUUUUAACUAACAUGUAUAUUAGGUAAUCAACACGCUCCUCCUCGUCUUUACCAGAGAGAGGAAAGAAAGGCUUUGCCUCAGCUUUAACUAUCGUGAGCCCUUCAGGGUCGGGUCGGGGUUUGUCUUUUUCUCUAACGCAACACGAACAUCGUCACGAAAUGUCAACACGAUGAACUGGGACAAACUGUACAUUGUAGUUAGUUGUUUAUAUCUUCCUUUCGAGCAUGUACAUUUCAGAAGUUGGCUUCUUCUCCCCACUUUUUUCUUUUUCUUCUUUCUCUCACAAUCAUAUUUACUCACUAACAUGAACAGGGAGAGAGAAAAAAAACAUUCGACCAAAUUAUACUUUUCUAACGGAAAUAGGUUUCCUACUACGAACGGCGUCGGGGACAAGCCUUUUUGUUAAAGCGCCUGGAGACCGGCGGCUCGUUCUAACAGGAGUUCUCAGUCCGAGAUGUGAAUCUGGAGUGAUGUCGUCCUCUGCUCGGCUCGGGGGACCCCUGUGCUUUGCAUGACAUGGAAGACUAUAUAUAUAUAUAUAUAUAUAUAUAUAUAUAUAUAUAUAAUUUUUUUGUGCAUGUAGAAUCAAUUUUUGUUUACACAUGGAUGGUGAUGUGAAUAUAUUUAAGAAUUUCACGGUAUAACAAAUAUGGAUGUUGCCAAACUUUUGGUAAAUGUACAUGUACACUGAGAGGUAAAUCCAAAUUAACUGAACUACACUUAAGUAACUCUUUGUAUUCGUUACCCGGGUCGGUGAGAUGCUCAUAUUCUGACCCGUCUCAAACUGCCACAUACUGUACUCAGCUUAAAGGGGAAAUCUUUUUUAUGUUUUUUUUUGUUUUGUUUUUGUAUAUAAGUAUUUGUUAAAUGCAGUUCUGGCUCUCUCUCCUCUGUGUAGUACAGACCGCUCUUUAGUUUGUAAGUGCUACUUUUUUUUUUCUCUCUGUUGGACUUUUGGGUUCUUUUUAUUUUCUGGGAAUAUCUGAACACAUUUAAGUUUCAGAACCUUCAUUUUUUUUCUGCAUGCUGCAUCUCAUGCUGUGGGACUGUUGGAAACUUGAUACUGUAUGAAAAAUUAAAUACAAUUUAAAUAAACUUUAAAUAAACAUA
Scophthalmus maximus (turbot) is the source of this 3209-nucleotide messenger RNA. Its product is annotated as calcineurin subunit B type 1. Gene Ontology annotation, molecular function: calcium-dependent protein serine/threonine phosphatase regulator activity; calcium ion binding. Bases 307 to 819 code for a protein of 170 amino acids. The record is from RefSeq and is a predicted model, not a curated record. The transcript has 6 exons. NCBI's taxonomy places the organism in Eukaryota, Metazoa, Chordata, Actinopteri, Pleuronectiformes, Scophthalmidae.